AUGAACGUCCAAAUUCCUGGACCCAUUGAUUUCUUCCGCUCAAUAGCUGGGCAAGCAACGCCCGCGGAUAAGGACUGGGCUCCUUCCAGUUCGUCGCUGCCGACCGGUUUUGAUAUUGGCGAGUACUCCCAAUGGGUUGCUUUCCGGGACUCUCAAGACUUCGACAAAUUGGUGGCCGAAUCUCUAUCUAUUCACUCUGACACUGUGCUGGGCGCAGUCGCAGACAUCAGACGUUGCUUAGAAGCAAUGCGAAAGUCGCGGUCGACCUACCAUGAUUCCGACAAUCGGAAUGCUCGCCUCAAGUUUUUUGAUAAUGCUCCUAUAAGUAUUAAACGGCUCUGGGAUGCCCGUAUGAACUUCUUUGCCGGAGAGAAAGAAAUACAUUCUUGCAAGCCGCAAACUUCUCGGAUUUACAUUCGCGGUUAUAUUAGCUCGAUCCUCGAUUCAUGUUUGAUCGAUAGACGAGACCAAUACGUCUCUAUAAGCUCCAAUGCUAUCGAUCUCUACUACUGGCUAUACCUAGUUUCUGUUGAAACGGAGGAACGUCAACACCCCGACUGCGAGUUCUCAGAGUCCGUCAGGAAAGUGCUUGACUUGGAAAAGAUGUGGUCGAAAGUUGUCCCUCAGUUAUUCUCAGACGUCGACGUUCAGGCUUUUGAGAACCGCCUUAUUAUUGCUUUGGCGCCCAACCCUAAACCCCUUAUGGUUGCAGAUACUGCCCAUGUCCUAUACUACAUGAGCCCGGAAAUAAUCGGUCACAUCCGCCCAUACGUCUUCAAACUUUUCGUGUAUGCCGUCCAUACAGCCUUUAGAAAUCUUCUCGAGGGUGGUCAAAAGUCAACGGAAGCGCAUGAGACAAUCGCGUUGACUGUACUUACACUACAUGGGUGUCGGAAACGUCGAGGAGCCCAAUUCAUUGAAAACCUUUAUCAAACCUCAAUACCUUCGAACUUGUCGAUGUUCCAAUCAUUAGCUGCCAAACUCGUGCACCCAAACGUCAUGAUCGAGGUUAUCAUUAUCUCCGCAAUGACCGCUUUCAACAUGAGGAAUAAAGGUGCAGGGAUUGAUUGA
Marasmius oreades (fairy-ring Marasmius) is the source of this 1071-nucleotide messenger RNA. RefSeq lists its product as uncharacterized. The record is from RefSeq and is a predicted model, not a curated record. Gene Ontology annotation, biological process: iron-sulfur cluster assembly. The transcript has 5 exons. The coding region runs from base 1 to 1071 and encodes 356 amino acids. Gene Ontology annotation, molecular function: ferric iron binding. Lineage: Eukaryota; Fungi; Basidiomycota; Agaricomycetes; Agaricales; Marasmiaceae.